This is a messenger RNA of Trichobilharzia szidati, 745 nucleotides long. The record is from the annotation of a GenBank genome assembly. NCBI's taxonomy places the organism in Eukaryota, Metazoa, Platyhelminthes, Trematoda, Strigeidida, Schistosomatidae.
CUACUUUCAAAAUUGUUAAUUACUUCUAUCGUUUCACAAACCGUUUGUGGAGAUUAUUUGGUUACAAUAACAAUAUGUUUGUCGUAAGAAUAGAAGGUUUUAUGGUGUUUUGUGUGUGUUUGGCAACUUUAUUAUCUUCUACAGACUGUACACGGAUAUUAGAAUGCAAUAUAGCUGCUUGCGAACAAUGUAGUGUGACACGACAGUUCAGCGUAGACGAAUGUUGUUCAAACGCAGAACUUCAAAGUGUUUGUGAAAAGUGUGAAGGAAUUUCUGAAACUCUAGGACAACUGUCAGAUUGUCUUGCCUCCUUCGCUGGUUUGAGACCGAAACGACGAGGAAUGAUUGGCAAACGUAGAGGAUUUUUGGGUUGAUAAUGAUAUGCAAUACAAUUCGGAGUUAAUUACAUGCUAAAAUAAAAUAAAAAACAGAUAAUCAAACAAACACAAUCGUCAUUUAAUAGAGAAAAAAAGAACUUUGAAAAAUGACUAUUUGAAAUGUAAAAUACGCAAUAACUUUUGAUUUUGAAUAUAUCUAUACUACUGAUGAUAAUUAUGAUAAUGAAAGUGUUGGUCUAUGGUUUACAUUUGACGGUCAAUUUUGUUUUGCGUUGAAUACAGCAACCCACUCUUUGGAAUAGUAUUAUGAUCUUAGCGAAGGAGUAAUAGUUAGACAGAGUAUGGAAGUAACAAAAGAUAACUAUUCACCGCUGAAUUAUUAUAAUAUUAUUAUUAUUUCAUCGGGU